AUGAGCACUUCGUCUCCUCCCACUCCGCCAUCAAGGGCCUUAAUAGAUGACGAACAGAGAUUCAAAACCAUUACAUUACCUUGUGAGUGGGUGGAGGAUUAUCGGCCAGGUGGUUAUCAUCCAGUCGUUCUCGGCGACGUCUUAAACCACCAGUACAAGGUCAUCCGGAAGCUUGGCGAGGGCUCCUACUCAACGGUUUGGCUCGCCCAUGACCUAAAUAACAGUCGAUAUGUCGCCCUAAAGAUACUUGUGUCGGAAAUCUCGGAAUCAACAACUGAGCUACGAAUAUUACGCCAUAUCAUCGAAUACGCACUAGAAGAAGGGUCCCGAUAUAUCACGCGAUUACUAGACGACUUCGAACACCGCGGACCCAAUGGCCUCCACAAGUGCCUAGUACUUGAGCCUAUGGGCCCGAGUGUUAAUACGAUGGUCGAGGAGCUGCCGCAGUUUAAACCUCGUAGGCGAGGAAUGAAGAUUCGCUAUCCGCUUCAGAUGGCAAAGAGUAUCCUUAAGCAAUCCUUACAGGCUCUUGCAUUUCUAUAUGAAAAUGGUAUUGCCCAUGGAGACUUCCAGCCGGGAAACAUACUCUUUCCUCUUAUCGAUGUCGACUCCACCCCUGAGGAAUUGCUCCUACAAGAGGAAGAUGUGCAAUCCCGGUCGAUCUCGCCUCCGGUACAGAGGCUAGAUGGUAAACAAGAUAAAUGGGCGCCUCAAUAUCUUUGCGUUGCGCAGCCACUGGUGCACUUUACUUGCUACGCCGAAGGGUUUAAGGUCAAAUUAUCCGAUAUGGGCGGUGGUCAGUCCCUCUAUUCCUUUUUCUUGACGAAUAUUAAUACUCACACCUCAAUUCCCUGGACAGCUUAUUUCUUUACCGACCCACCAACAAAGCCCGUUACUCCACUCGGUCUUCGAGCUCCCGAGUUGAUUCUUACCGGAGCUGUCAACAAUACCGUUGAUAUCUGGAGCUUCGGUUGCCUUAUUUUUGAGCUAAUUACCGGACAGCCACUCUUCUGUGUACCAUGUUCCGAGAUGGAAGAUGACGAUCAUCUUCUCUCCCUCACUGCCCAGCUCGGUGCCCUCCCCGACGAGUUAUUCAGGCAUUGGACAACCUCGUCGCUCUACUUCACGCCCGAGAGGAAGCUCUUUAAUUCUCAGCUUGGAGGAGUCGCUCCCGGGGAGGAACCGCUUAUAGUGGAGCAGACGUCCAUGGAAGAGUGCUUCGACCGGGCAGGCCCGGAUCUCGAUGAGGAGGAAGCUAACAAAGUGAAAGCGCUUAUUCGAUGGAUUUUGCAAUAUGACCCCGGGAAGAGACCUUCGCCUACGAAAAUCUUAUCAGAUCCAUGGUUUUGCGAGAUUGACGUUGAGGACGACCCAUCUAAGUAG
Molecule: messenger RNA, 1383 nt
Organism: Penicillium griseofulvum
Lineage: Eukaryota; Fungi; Ascomycota; Eurotiomycetes; Eurotiales; Aspergillaceae
Product: serine/threonine-protein kinase
Exons: 2
Coding region: 1-1383 (460 amino acids)
Biological process (GO): protein phosphorylation; spliceosomal complex assembly; regulation of mRNA processing
Molecular function (GO): ATP binding; protein kinase activity
Source: RefSeq, a predicted model, not a curated record